Messenger RNA from Lymnaea stagnalis (great pond snail), 1339 nucleotides. The record is from the annotation of a GenBank genome assembly. Lineage: Eukaryota; Metazoa; Mollusca; Gastropoda; Lymnaeidae.
GAGCCCUUUGAAAAAGCCACCUAUAAAAACAGCAUGAGAGUGAAGGUGAAGUUUGCAGACCAGACCCUCCUGAUACCCAUCCAACCCUCUGAGCAAGAGAAGACAAUCUCCUGGCUCACCCUCCAGGCGAGACAGAGAUACUUCAACAUGUUCUUGCUUCUCCCCAGCUUGACCCUGAGCACACAGGACGGGACGGUGCUGUGCCAGAGUGACAUCAUCAACACAGUUCUGCUGGACUCUGAUGUCCUCACCGCCAACGUCAGCGCUUGGGAGAGGCCGAGGCUUGAGGAAAGAUACGAACAGGCCUGCCGGCUCAGUCUGAAUGAGCCAAAUAAAAAUGUUUCUUCAGCUCUCCAGCAGUCGGAAAACAUUGGGCAUUUGCCCCUCACCGAUUUUGGGCUUGGGCUUUCUGCCCUUCAACCCGUCUUCCAAGCUCUGGAGGGUCAAAAAACUUUAACAGAACUCCGACUCAAUGGCAACAGGCUAGGUGACUCUGGCAUUGUAUCUCUCAUGAAAGUUUUAGUAACUUUGCCCGUUUUAAAAGUCCUGAUGCUUGAUGGAAACAACAUAUCUGCUGAUGGGAUAAAUGGUAUUUCCUUUGUGUUGAAAUCAGAGACCUGCCUACAAUCCCUAACCACACUAAGUCUGAGCCACAAUUGUCUGGACGAUAUAGCAUCUGAACCUCUAACAUCUGUGAUAGAAAAGUUGCCAGAGCUGAAAAGUCUCAACCUGUCAUCAUGUGGUUUUUCAGUCAAGGUUUUUACAACUUCAUUCUGUGAUGCUUUGAGAGGUAAAGGUUCUUUGAUAAGCAAGUACUUAUCAUUGAUAGACAGUAGUCCAAAGUGCUUCAAAUAAAUAAAUAUGGUUUGCUCUUGAUUUAAUAUUUAGAUAUUUUUAAUAAAUUUUGUUUUGUUUUGUUUUUUUUUUCAAUUUCAAGAUAACUAUUUUCUAAACAAAAAAGGCAUUUUAUUAAGGCGAUUGACCAACAGAGACAAAAAUAUUUUUUGAGACAAUACCAAUGCAUUACUGAUGAGUUUAUCAAUGUAUCUUCUACUUAAUAAUAAUAUCUAAACACAGAGGUUUUACUCCUUCAGGUUGUCAACUGGAAUAUCUGAACAUAGCUGAAAACCAGAUCAAAGAUGAGGGAAUCAAACACUUACUCAAGGUCUUACAUCCUGACACACUGAUCUCACUGAACAUAUCCCACACCAGGACAGCAUCUGAAACUGAUAUUGGACCAGCACUGGAGCAGUUUGUGACUGCCGGUUGCUGUUUGCAAGAGCUAUGUGUGGCCGGCUGUUACCUUUCUACUGAUGACAUUAACUGCAUAAAUAGGUGA